Molecule: messenger RNA, 537 nt
Organism: Haemonchus placei
Lineage: Eukaryota; Metazoa; Nematoda; Chromadorea; Rhabditida; Trichostrongylidae
Source: the annotation of a GenBank genome assembly
AUGCCUUUCGAGGAUGGCCGACUUCAUCUCCGCUUUGGCUCUGGUCCUUACGCUACAUCGUUUCAGAUAACUCUCAGCGACCGGCAGGCGAUGCUCUACUUGUUACUGCUUUUCCACUUGCCCUUGGUGAGCACGAACUGCAUUCAGUGUGCAUCGCCAACCUUGUUCAAUCAAUGGCAACUCACAGGCUUACCUAGUCAUCCAGCCGGUUUACCGUUUACUCCCCUCUGUAAUAGUAUUGGUACCGAUGAUCCUCCUGAAGAAAACAUGAAGGUCUCUUCCUGUUCGACCGUUUGCUUCGAAAUGGUCAUUCCAUCUGCAAAUCAGUACCAUUUCGUCCGCGGAUGUCAUGACGAAUUCAUUGAAACCGGUGUGACUGAACAGCAGGUCAACUCGGACGAUAAAUGCUUUUAUUCGAAGAAAGGCGACCAGCUGAUCACAAGUACUGAUGGCAAGAUUCAAGUGCCUGCAGUGAGUACGAUUUACGGUUGUGGCGUCAAAUAUAGUCGACUUCGGCAUUCAAGCCAAAAGCUAUGA